This is a messenger RNA of Lycium ferocissimum, 2823 nucleotides long. RefSeq names its product integrin-linked protein kinase 1-like. Bases 1143 to 2522 code for a protein of 459 amino acids. Gene Ontology annotation, biological process: protein phosphorylation. Gene Ontology annotation, molecular function: ATP binding; protein binding; protein kinase activity. Lineage: Eukaryota; Viridiplantae; Streptophyta; Magnoliopsida; Solanales; Solanaceae. The transcript is spliced from 12 exons. The record is from RefSeq and is a predicted model, not a curated record.
AUUUCCCAAAUUUAAAGUUACUUUUUUUUUUCUUAAUUUAGCAAAUUCUUACAUUAAAAAGUGGACCCUACCCCCUUAUUUGUAAAGAGGUUCUUGUUUAAACCUUUAAAUUCUCAAAAUUUACUAUUUUUGGCUAAUACCCUUUUUCAAUUAUGGAUUCUUGAAGCAGUUUUUUGGUACUUUUGCCUAGUUUUGAGCUUUUUUUUGUCGUUAUUUACUCAAUUUUAUGUUUCAAAAAACCCUCUUUAAGAACAAUUCUUGCAGAUUUAAUUGUUAGGGUAGUGUAAUUUGUUGUCAUUUUCUAAAAAAGAACACUUUUUUUUUUCUUUUUUCAUUUCCCAAAUUGAAAGUUCACUUUUUUUCUUAAUAUAGCAAAUUACCUGUAAAGGGUUCUUGUUUAAACCUUUAAAUUCCUCAAAAUUUACUAUUUUAGCUAAUACCCUUUUUCAAUAAUGGAUUCUUGAUUUUAUUUUUGGUAGUUUUGUCUAGUUUUGAGCUUCUUUGUUAUUCAGUCAAUUUUACGUUUCAAAAGCUACCCUUAAGUUAAUUAUUUUUUCAGAUUUAAUUUAAAGUUCACUUUUUUUUUUCUUAAUUUAGCAAAUUACCGAUAAAGGGUUCUUGUUUAAACCUUUAAAUUCUCAAAAUUUACUAUUUUUGGCUAAUACCCUUUUGCAAUUAUGGAUUCUUGAUUUUUUUUUGUUUGUUUGUUACUUUUGCGUAGUUUGAGCUUUUUUGUUGUUAUUUAGUCAAUUUGAUGUUUCAAAAAGCUCUCUUUUAGUUCAUUAUUUUUAGAUUGUUAGGGUAGUGUAUUUUGUUGUCAUUUUCUCGAAAAGAACACUUUUUUUUUUCAUUUCCCAAAUUAGAAAGUUCACUUUUUUUCUUAAUUUAGCAUAUUUCCUAUAAAGGUUUCUUGUUUAAAUCUUUAAAUUCCUUCAAAAAUUUAGGGUUAGUGUAAUUUGUGUUCAUUUUCUUGAAAAUGGAACCCAAAUUUGUUUUCAUUUCCCAAAUUUAAAGUUCACUUUUUUUUACUUCUUAAUUUAGCAAUUAUACUUACCCUUUAAUCUGUAAAGGGUUCUUGUUUAAGUACAUUUUUUGCAGAUUUAAUUGUUAGGGGUAGUGUAAUUUGUGUGAUUUUAUCGAAAAUGGAACCGAAUUCACCGGUUAGAUUCAAAUUAGGUAAACAAUCAUCAUUAGCACCAGAAAGGGAAGUAAUUGGAGGUGAAAAAGAUGAUAGUGAAUUUGUUAUUGAUCCGAGGGUAAGGUUGAUGUAUUCGGCGAAUGAGGGUGAUAUAGAAGGUAUAAAGGAGAUUUUGGAAUGUGGUACUGAUGUGAAUUUUAGAGAUAUUGAUAAGAGGACUGCACUUCAUGUUGCUGCUUGUCAAGGUUCAAGUGAUGUUGUGCAGUUGUUGCUGGAUAAUGGGGCUGAAGUCGAUCCGAAAGAUCGAUGGGGAAGCACGCCCCUGGCAGAUGCGAUACACUAUAAAAAUCAUGCGGUGAUUAAGCUACUGGAGAAACAUGGUGCCAAGCCUCCAAUGGCUCUCAUGCAUGUUAACACCUGCCCUGAAGUUCCAGAAUAUGAGAUUGAUGCUAAAGAACUUGAUUUCACUAAUAGCGUUGAGUUGAGCAAGGGAACGUUCCAUAUUGCCUUAUGGCGUGGAAUACAAGUCGCUGUAAAAAAGUUUGGGGAGGAUGUGAUUGCUGAUGAGGAUAAAGUGAGCGCAUUUCGAGAUGAGCUUGCGUUGCUCCAGAAGAUACGACAUCCUAAUGUGGUCCAAUUUCUUGGUGCUGUAACACAAAGUAGUCCUAUGAUGAUAGUGACCGAAUACUUACCAAAGGGUGAUCUCCGUGAGUAUUUGAAUAGAAAAGGAGCUCUUAAACCAACUAAAGCUCUCAGAUUUGCAAUGGAUAUCGCAAGGGGAAUGAACUAUCUACAUGAAACUGAAGAAGCAAUUAUUCAUCGUGAUCUUGAGCCUUCAAAUAUUUUGCGGGAUGAUACCGGACAUCUGAAGGUGGCUGACUUUGGAGUAAGCAAGCUACUUAAAGUUACAAAAAGGGUCAAAGAAGACAAACCUCUGACAUACGAAGACAGUUAUCGCAGAUAUGUAGCUCCAGAGGUUUUCAAGAACGAGGAAUAUGAUACCAAAGUUGAUGUCUUUUCAUUUGCUUUAAUUUUACAAGAGAUGAUUGAAGGCUACCCCCCUUUCCAUGCGAAGGAAGAAAAUGAUAUACCUAAAUUAUAUGCUGCUAAAGAGCGCCCUCCUUUUAAAGCCCCCCCAAAGUUUUAUGCCCAUGGACUGAAAGAGUUGAUUGAAGAAUGUUGGAAUGAAAAGCCAGCCAAGCGCCCAAGUUUCAAGCAAAUUAUCCCAAGGCUCGAGUCCAUCUAUAAAAAGUUUAACUACAACAAGCGUUGGAAGGUAAUUAGACCUUUGAGAUGCUUUCAGCAUUUAGAGGCAAUGUGGAAGAAAGAUAGUUCAGAUUUAAGUAGCCGGAAUCGUUCAUCUCGGUCUACGCGUCACAUCUAGCAAGUUCUAAAAAUAAGCAAAAGUUCAUUUCCUCAAUCGCCUGUGCAUAAAGAGUGAUAAAGUUUAUCUAGUUCUCCACAUGUCUGCAGAUUUUUUUCAGUUGCUUUUAGUAUUAGGCUGUUGGAUUAUUUUCUAGUUUCAAAAUCUUCUAUUCUUGUCAUUGGGAUAAUACUUUCCCUAAGUUUUAUAUAUAUAUUUUUUGGAAUAUUAAAUUUGACUUUUUGAUCUGAAUGGGUCGAUGCGACAUUAUUUUCCUUGGUCUUUUUAAGAAAUCAAACGAGGUUGAAGUUUGUAAGCCUUC